AUGUUGAAGAGCGCAUCGAGAAGCUUGAAGAGCACCGCAGAGGUUGGAAUUUUCCAUCUGCGGGCGGCUAAGCUCGGGUUGUCGGUGGAUGUUCAGGUGGGCACCCAUCUGAUGAGUUCAUACUCAAAAUGCGGCUGCUUGGAAUCCGCGUGUAAGCUGUUCGGUGAAAUGCCCCACAGGAACACCGUCAGCUGGACCGUCCUCAUCACAGGCUUCUCCGACAUCAGGCAAUUCUCUCAGGCAUUGGGGAUUUUCUCCCAGAUGCUGAAUGAUGGGGCCUUGCCGAACUGCGUCACUCUGGCCAGCGCCUUCAGGUGCUGUGCCGGGAGUAGGGAUGUGACGCGCGGCAAGGGCCUGCAUGGUUGGAUUCUGAGGAACGGAGUAGGACCAGAUGCUAUUUUGGGUAACUCCAUGGUCGAUUUUUAUGCGAAGUGCGGCGAUUUCCAUCACGCAGCCACAGUGUUCGACUCAAUGCCUGACAGAGACCGCGCGUCGUGGAAUAUAAUGAUUGGAGCGCAUCUACAGACCGGGGACGUUCAAGGAUCGGUUGAGUUGUUCAAGAAAUUAUCCUUUCGGGAUGUUGUGAGCUGGAACACGCUCAUCAAUGGCCAAAUUCAAAACGGCUGCCAUAAGAUGGCGUUGGAAUUUCUCUAUCAGAUGGCAGAAGCUGGUCCAGCCUUUAGCCACUUCACUUUCUCAAUAGCUCUGUCUCUCGUUGGCACUCUUUCUAUGCCAGAAUUAGGGAGACAGAUUCACGGUAAGCUUUUACGCUCGCAGGCUGGCCUCGACGGGUUCAUCAGAAGCUCACUUGUAGAUAUGUACGGCAAAUGUGGUAAUAUGGAAUCUGCAUCCACCGUCUUUAGCAACAUCAGAGACCCAUUAAAUACGAUUUCCUGGAGCUCCAUGGUGGCCGGGUAUGUUCAUAACCAGAGGCAUGGAGAAGCCCUCAGCUUCUUCCAAAGGAUGUUAGAUGAACAUGUCGAGGUCGACUUGUACACUCUGACGAGCAUUGCCACUGCCUGUUCCCAUUUGGGAAUUCUAGCUCAAGGGAGGCAGAUCCAUGCCUUUGCAGAGAAACUGGGGCAUGCUUCUGACAUCUAUUUAUCAGCUGCAAUCACCGACAUGUAUGGAAAAUGCGGAAGCUUGGAAGAUGCUCGAGCAGUGUUUGAGAAAGCUAACAAGGGCAAUCUCGUGUUGUGGACCUCAAUGAUAGCUUCUUAUGCCUCUCACGGCCGGGGGAGGGAAGCCAUUCAGGCUUUUGAACUGUUGCUGGAGAAUAAGAUAAGCCCAAACGAGGUGACCUUUGUCAGUGUCCUGUGUGCUUGCAGCCAUGCAGGACUAGUGAGAGAAGGAUACGAGUAUUUGAGGAUGAUGAGAGAGGACUUCGGGCUUGUCCCAGGCGUCGAGCACCUCACUUGUGUGGUUGAUCUCCUUGGAAGAGCGGGCCUCGUAGAGGAAGCGAGGAACUUCAUUUGUGAGAAUAAUAUUUCCAAUGUGAGCGCUUCAUGGAAGACAUUGCUGUCGGCAUGCCGACUCCAGGGCAAUGUGGAUAUGGCAAGAUUCGCUUCUGAGCAGCUGGUAAAGCUGGAGCCUUUUGAUGCCGGGUCUUACUUACUAUUAUCGAAUAUUUAUUCGACCACCCGCCAGUGGGCCGAUGCUUCCAGAAUCAGGAGGAAAAUGGAGGAAAAUGGAGUCCGGAGCCACCCAGGAAUGUCUUGGAUCCAGCUGAAGAACAGCGUCCAUAUGUUCAUCGCCGGAGACCGGUCUCACCCACAAACGGAAGAGAUACAUUCUUGCUUGAGUAAACUAAUUCCGAGGUUGAAAGGAACGGAUUUCCACAAUGAGCUGAACCUGGUGCUUCAGGGUGUGGGGGAAGAACAAAGCAAGAGGUCCUACUAA
Spirodela intermedia is the source of this 1899-nucleotide messenger RNA. NCBI's taxonomy places the organism in Eukaryota, Viridiplantae, Streptophyta, Magnoliopsida, Alismatales, Araceae. The record is from the annotation of a GenBank genome assembly.